AACGCUGUGGCCGCUCACACAAGUGGUUCAGGCUUGACGAUACAUUCAGAAUGUAACAUGUACCUUGGCAUGGAAAAUGCCAUCUUGGCCUCGUUGUCACGAAGAUUGCGCCUAGGCGACUCCCUGCUCGAGCCAUCAUUGCUGAAUGAUCUAGACAUUGCUCAAAAGGAUAGAAGGUAAGUAAAGCUCACGAUGUCCCUCUCCUCCAAUUUGUCCUCGUCACUCGCUCUCACUUUUGCGUCCGACGUGGCCGCCCGCAGUAUCUGUAAAGAUGCGUCCACUCCUUUCUGUUGUUUUAUGCUUUUGCACCGCAGCUCUGGGUCAGUAUGUCCUCGAAGACGACUACACCGGCGGGUCCGGCUUUGCUGACAGGUUCAACUUCUUCACGGAUGAUGAUCCGACGCAUGGCUACGUGAAUUACGUUGACUACAAUACGGCAGUCACCGACGGCCUUUACCGGACUUUUGACGAUGACAGGACCAUUUACCUCGGAGUCGAUUAUACAAACAAUGCGAUCGGUCGAGGGCGGAACAGCUUGCGUCUAGAAAGCAAAGCGGUCUAUAAUCACGGCCUCUUCAUCAUCGACCUACAACAUAUGCCUGGGGGACAAUGCGCUGUCUGGCCGGCACUUUGGUUUCUUGGUCCGGACUGGCCGAGCCAUGGUGAAUUUGAUAUCAUUGAGAACAUCAACACUGCAACAUUCAAUCAGAUGUCUCUUAAGACAAAUCAGACUUGUUUCCUUGAAGCACAGGAAAUGGAUGGAGAGCUACUGACGAGAGAUUGCAACGUCAAUACUGGAGGCGUUUCAGGCUGCGCCAUUGACUCGGGAACCGUAUCCUCUGCAUACGGACAAGGUUUCAACGAGAGGGGUGGUGGAGUCUAUGCCACCGAAUGGACGAGCGAUGCGGUCAGUGUUUGGUACUUUGCAGAAAGCAACGUGCCUACGGAUAUCGGCUACGAAACGCCCGAUCCCUCCAGCUGGGGGCCUCCGCUGGCAAAAUUUGUGACUUCCUGCACCCUGGAUGAGCACUUCGUGGACCAACAGCUCAUUAUCAAUAUUGCCUUCUGUGGAGACUGGGCCGGAGGGUUACAAUGGGCGACCACCCCUGAAUGCACUGCUAGAGCAGCACAAUGCUCGGAUUAUGUGCAAGGAAAUCCUUCAGACUUCGAGGAAACCUACUGGUUGAUCAAUUCCCUCAAGGUGUACACGUCUACAUCUGUAACAACCACGACAACAUCAACAACUACUACAGCCAUCAGCACCUCCAGUAGUACUUUGAGCACUACCGCAGUGACGACGACAACCACCACCCCUGUCACGACGUCUACGAGCACGACUAGUACUACAGUCAGCAGCACUGUCAACCCGAUCAGCACCUCUGCGAGCACUUCGACUAGUAGCACCACUACUAGUACCAUCAGCAGCGCUAUCAACCCGAUCAGCACCUCUGCGAGCACUUCAACCAGCAGUGCCACUAGUAGCCUGACCAGCUCCGUACUCAGCAGCUCAACCAUCGUGAGCAGCACUCUGAGCAGUACGCCAGCUAGUUACACUACGAGCAGGUCUACAGCCGAUCCCAUCAGCACGAACCUGACGACAAUCUCGGAAACUACCACAGGGUCGAGCAGCUCUUCCAGUCCCACCUCGAGCGAGAGCUUCAGAUCUAUGUCAACAGCAUCACUGCCCUCCAGCCAUUCACCAAGCUCAACAGGCCCGUCCGGAUCUAGCAUAGGCCCAAUAUCCACCAACACGCACACCACGAUCAGGUCAUGGCUAGACAUGUCGCAAAGCUUCACAAGCAGCAAGUCUCUCAACAGCGUCCUUCCCAGCCCUACCACCGGUAGUAUCGUGUGGGUGGACUGGUCUGAGGACGAUUCGAGUGCGUCAACGACAACAAUUACCCGUAACAGUGGCAGACCAACUUCGGGCGUGGUCUACAAGACAACGUUGACCACCACCUGGAUCGAACCAUGUGCGACCGGCCUUAUCACCAAGACCGUGAUCCUGACCACCACGCACUGCUCUUGCACAGAGCAACCGCCGGCCUCGAUCCGCAUGACAACGGAGACAGUCAAACUCCCUGCGAAUUGGCCUGUUCCGAAUCCAUUUGUCGUGACUAUGCCCGUGACUACGACUUUGUUUGCAGCCAAAGCAUCGGAGACCGGCCGUGUCAACGGCUGGGCAGUUGGUGGCGAUGGCUCCGCUAGCACUGUCACCGUGGAUGGCUACCAGGGAGGAAGGCCGGCCAGUAUUGUUACGAUGAAGGGAUACCAGGGAGACGAGUCAACUUUGUCUGUAGCCAAAGCAUCAAAGACCGGCCAUGCCAACGGCUGGGCAGUUGAUGGCGAUGGCCCCGCUAGCACUGUGACCAUGAAUGGCCACCAAGGAGGAAGCCUAGUCUCUACCGUGACGAUAAAAGGAUUCCAGGGAGACGAGUCGACAACGACGGUCACCGCGACUCGCUCGGACGUAACUGUUGUGACCACAGUCACGUUGGAGCCGGUUGCGCCCACGGAAGCAGCCUCCCAAACUAUUCCUACAAGCAGCGACAGUGCCAAUGCUUGGUCACCAGCAGAUACAAACUCGAACUCAGACACUGGGGACACGAGUCCCUCAACAUCAGGACCAUGGAUCGCCACUUACACCGGCGCGGCUGGUGCUGCGGCUGUGAGCGCGACGAUGGUCGUCUUUGCUGUCUCCUUAUGUCUCGUCCUCAUGCAAUUCUCGGGACUUUGAUACUUCAUUUUUUGAAUCCUGGAAGAUAUAUAUUUGAUAAUACAUACGCCCUUUUGGGACACUUGUCCGUGGAACCUUCCC
Exophiala xenobiotica is the source of this 2818-nucleotide messenger RNA. RefSeq lists its product as uncharacterized. Bases 272 to 2737 code for a protein of 821 amino acids. The transcript is spliced from 3 exons. Gene Ontology annotation, molecular function: hydrolase activity, hydrolyzing O-glycosyl compounds. The record is from RefSeq and is a predicted model, not a curated record. Gene Ontology annotation, biological process: glucan catabolic process. Lineage: Eukaryota; Fungi; Ascomycota; Eurotiomycetes; Chaetothyriales; Herpotrichiellaceae.